Messenger RNA from Zingiber officinale, 1799 nucleotides. RefSeq names its product putative serine/threonine-protein kinase. Gene Ontology annotation, biological process: protein phosphorylation. The record is from RefSeq and is a predicted model, not a curated record. Gene Ontology annotation, molecular function: protein kinase activity; ATP binding. The transcript has 7 exons. The coding region runs from base 480 to 1619 and encodes 379 amino acids. NCBI's taxonomy places the organism in Eukaryota, Viridiplantae, Streptophyta, Magnoliopsida, Zingiberales, Zingiberaceae.
AUUUUCCGAGAAUAUAGCCUUGCUAAUUUUCUUAAUAUUGAUUUGAGAGCUCGAUGACCUUCUUUAUUUAUUUAUAUUAUAUUGAUUUGAGAGCGAUGGCCUGCGCUAUUUAUUUAUUUCGUCUUUUGUUUCCCUUGUUCAGCGGUCGUCGUCACUGCAAUCUCCAGAUGUGUUCUCUAUCUGCCUCGAAGUAGUUGCAGCGAGGGCGAGAGCGCUGUGCCACCGGCCACCGGCCGCCGGACGAGUUCCCUUUUUGCUCCCCGCUCUUCUUUCUUAGCCAGUUCGCCUUCAGCUGUUGAUUCCUACUCCGAAUUCCAGUCCGGUAGUUCGUUUUUUUUUUCUUUGAAAAAUUCCCGAGGAAAUGGAAGGGACUGGCUUCGAUGCGUAACUUGGAGAUGUAGCAUAGGAUCUUACCCCUGGUAUUUUUAUUAUCUCCUGACCUCAAUCAAAAUACAUAGCUCAAGGCACGUGAAGUUGAUAUGACCUGUUCUUGCUUCCGUGCUUUACUAUCAAGGACAAAACAUCAUCACAAUUCUGAGCAAGAAGCAGGAUGGUAUCCAUCCAACAAGAACAUAAAGCUUUUCUCCUACAGAAAACUGAGAUCAGCUACAAAUAAUUUUCAUCCGAGCAAUAGGAUAGGCCGUGGUGGGUUUGGAACAGUGUAUAAGGGGAUACUUGGAAAUGGAGUAGCAGUUGCAGUGAAGGUACUAUCCACAGAAUCCAAACAAGGAAUUAAGGAAUUCUUGACUGAGAUUGAUACCAUCACAAAUGUGAGGCAUCCGAACCUUGUUGAGCUUUUAGGUUGCUGUGUUGAAGAAAGUAGUCGCAUUCUUGUGUACGAGUAUGUGGAGAACAGUAGUCUUGAUCGUGCAUUGCUUGGAAUGACUGUUGACACAACCAAUCUGAAUUGGAAAAAUAGAUCAGCUAUUUGCAUUGGCACUGCUACAGGUCUUGCAUAUCUUCAUGAAGAACUUGAACCCCCUACCGUGCACAGAGAUAUUAAAGCUAGCAAUAUUCUUCUUGACAGUAACUUUGCCCCUAAAAUAGGAGAUUUUGGUUUGGCAAAACUUUUCCCUGAUAAUAUUACACAUAUCAGUACACGAGUAGCUGGAACAAAUGGCUAUUUGGCGCCAGAGUAUGCCAUGAAGGGCCAAUUAACUAAGAAGGCCGAUGUAUACAGUUUUGGCGUGCUUCUAAUUGAAAUAAUUAGUGGCAGGAGUAGUUCAAAGACAUACUGGUCAGGGAUGGGGCAACCUCUCUUACAAUGGACAUGGCAGCUUUUCAAGGAAGGGAAGCUUAAAGAAUUGGUAGAUCCAUCACUUGGUGAAUAUCCAGAAGAGCAUGUCAUGAAAUUCAUCAAAGUUGCACUCUUCUGCACGCAAGCGGCUGCCGGGCGAAGACCUUCAAUGCCCCAGGUGGUAGAGAUGCUGUCGAGGCCCAUUAAACUAAACGAGGAAGAGCUGACGCCUCCAGGUUACAUCGAUAUCCCUUCAAAGAUAAACCAUGGUUCAAGAGGUACAACCUCCAGUAAUUUUCAAUUGAAGAAAUCAGCUGCUGGUGAUUCCACUAAUUUAUUAAUGUCGACUUCUGAUACCUCAACAGAAAUAUCACCAAGGUAAGCUGUAUCAGUGCCAGGAUUGGCAUCCUGUGUCAAAUAGGUAGUGGGCAUCAGCAGGAAUUUGUGUUGUCAUUUGUUUUUGCGGUUUGUGUUCUUAUUUUUAACUUUACAAAUAUGUGCCUGUGGCAUAAAAUGUUACUACAUUAUAAAUUAUACAAUAAAAAUUAGGUAAAAAUCAAAA